This is a messenger RNA of Octopus sinensis (East Asian common octopus), 1416 nucleotides long. RefSeq names its product E3 ubiquitin-protein ligase CHIP-like. The coding region runs from base 160 to 990 and encodes 276 amino acids. Gene Ontology annotation, biological process: positive regulation of proteolysis; proteasome-mediated ubiquitin-dependent protein catabolic process; protein quality control for misfolded or incompletely synthesized proteins. The transcript is spliced from 7 exons. Gene Ontology annotation, cellular component: Z disc; cytoplasm. NCBI's taxonomy places the organism in Eukaryota, Metazoa, Mollusca, Cephalopoda, Octopoda, Octopodidae. Gene Ontology annotation, molecular function: ubiquitin protein ligase activity; protein-folding chaperone binding. The record is from RefSeq and is a predicted model, not a curated record.
CGGGAGAACAAAAUAUAUAUCUCCAACAUGGCCAUAUACAUUGUUGGAAUAAUGUGAAGUUUUUUUUCCUACCAACAUUUCUUUGGUUUGUUAUGUCUUAUUAAUCACCUUUAUCGACUUGAACAGAAUUGCGCCUGCUUCUGUGUAAAUAGUUGAAAGAUGACGGCUGUUGAACUAAAAGACCAAGGCAAUCGGCUGUUUGCCAUGAAGAAAUUCGAGGCUGCCAUAAGCUGUUACACGAAAGCCAUUAUCAAAAGCCCUAACACACCAACAUUCUUCACCAAUCGAGCACUGUGCCAUUUGAAGUUAAAGCAGUGGGAACAGGCUAUCCAAGAUUGUCGACAUGCUCUCGAUAUGGACAGAUCACUUGUUAAGGGUCACUUCUUCUUGGGACAGGCUCUUGUUGAGCUUGGUUACUAUGAUGAGUCAAUAGCCAGCCUAAAGAGAGCUUACGACCUUGCCAAGGAACAGAGAAUGAACUUUGGAGAUGACAUUGCAAGUGCUCUCCGAAGUGCCAAAAAGAAACGGUGGAAUGUCAUAGAAGAGAAACGCAUCCAACAGGAAAUAGCACUUCAAACCUACCUCAACAGACUGAUCUCUGAAGAGCUUCAAAGGCAGCAAGAAAUGGUGCGGCAGAUGUAUAAAGACACCGACUGUACAGAAGAACUGAAGAAUAUAGAGCAGGAACAUAAAAUUCACUUAGUUGAAGUGAAUGCCUUAUUCUCACUGUUAGAUGAACGAAGAAAGAAACGUGAUGUCCCUGAUUAUUUGUGUGGCCGAAUAAGUUUUGAGCUAAUGAAGGAACCUGUUAUAACCCCCAGUGGUAUUACCUAUGAUCGCAAGGAUGUUGUUGAACACCUCCAUAGAGUUGGGCAUUUUGAUCCAGUGACUCGGACAUUCCUUACUGAGGAGAAUUUGAUCCCCAACCUGGCAAUGAAAGAAGUAAUCGAUGCCUUUUUGGAGGAGAAUCCGUGGGGUGAAGAUUAUUAAAGCUUUCGCUAGACAGUCAUGUGACUGUCAACUGUGAUGAUGGCAUCGGUGGUCAGUUGGUCAGUUUGUGAAGCUUGUGAAGUUGGUCAGCUUGGUGAAGGUGUCAGAAGUAGUAGUGAUGAUGUUGUUCUUGGUUGCAGACAACCCCUACUUCAUGCACACACGUGCACACACAAUCUGUUGCUGCAAAAAAUGUACUCUGUGUACACAUGCACUCAUGCAUGUGCACAUCCUUAUCUCCUGCAGCACUACACACAUGCAAAUAACCACACUUUAAGCACAGGGUUGUUAUAAUAAAAGAAACAUAUUUAUACAUGGAUACAGACCACAUACAUGUGCACUGUUAGUGGCUUGGACCAUACAGACUGACAAACAGCAUAUAUAUAUAUAUAUAUAUAUAAUAUAUAUAUAUAUAUAUUAUAUAUA